This is a messenger RNA of Porites evermanni, 5704 nucleotides long. NCBI's taxonomy places the organism in Eukaryota, Metazoa, Cnidaria, Anthozoa, Scleractinia, Poritidae. The record is from the annotation of a GenBank genome assembly.
AUGGACCGAAACGGGGAAGAACAAGCAGCUUCGACAGCAUUUUCCAACACCACCAGCUCAGUGUUUUAUUGCUCGACACACGGACCAGGUGUGGCGUUCGACCUACAAGACACAACUUCUCCUUGGAUUUUUGCCGCUUUUGCAGCUAUAACCGCUCCCAUCGCAUUUCUCUUGAACACAUUAACAAUCUUAGCAGUAAAGCAAACGAUGGAACUGCGGCAGAGACUUUCCUAUAUCCUUCUUUCAAGUAUGGCAGUUGCAGACCUUCUUAUAGGUGGUAUUGGUGUCCCUUUAACUGCUGUAGUUGCCUUGUUACUUCCCUAUCGAAUAGUGGCUGUCCAGCGUUUUUGUUUGAUGGACUUGGUACCUUCAAUGCUGAUGUUCGGUUUAUCGUUUUGCUCGCUCAUCCAUCUGACAAUGAUUGCGUGGGAGCGGUACAUAGCCAUUCGAAAAUGGAGUGAUUACAAAUCUAUAGUGACUAGAAGCCGCUUGAAAAGGAUGGUAAUUUUAGCUUGGGGUAUAGUGCUCGUAGGUGAAUUUUGUCUAUUCGUCGUUAUGCCAAUAGCUGUUGGCAAGGAUAAAACGGCCCUGGCUCUAGCGGUAAUCAUCCUUGUCACCGGUAGCGCCUGUGUUUUAGCUGGUAUCCUAGUUCUGAUUGUGGCUUUUUAUAUCAUGAUCUACCUUGGAGUUCGCAAACGCAAGCUAAAUCAGAUUCUCCAAGUCAACGUAUUGAUACAAGCAAAACUCGAAAACAGAAUUGCUGUGACGACUGCUUUGGUUACGAUUCCUCUGAUUCUUUCUUUCGUCCCUGGUGUGAUUGUCGGUAUACUGGGACGAGUUUAUCCAGUCCUUCGUACGCGUUUUGCGUGGCGUAUAUCGGACUCGUUUCUUUAUUUAAAUUCUUUAGUUAAUCCUUUAAUUUACUGCUUUAGAGAUCCCCGUUUUAAGAAAGCAGUGCUCGAGAUGUUGAGGAUCAGAAAACCAACAGUUGUUACAACAGAAGAGGUGAGAUUCGUAAAACAAAACAAUUUACUUGGUCCAGAGUACGUGGGGAGAGAGAAAGCAGACAAUCCGGUUCGUUUAGCAAGGUCUCAAUCCUGUAAUUUAGCCCUGUUUAGCUUAGAUCGAGCUCAUCUUAGGUCACUGGGCACGUCGCUAAAAAGACCCAUAUCAGCGCCGUCGCUUCCUAAAGAUAGUAGUUCAGCGAAUGCAAAGGUACAAAAGGUAAAAACUGACUGGCCUAUUUGUUAGCCAACAACUGCAUCCUGUGAUUUAGCUUGUGAUUUAAUGUAAUUUACUUUCCGGGACGGCCUUAUUUUAAGGGCAUAAACAGAUAUUUUUGAUUGAGUCAGUGUCUUUUUUUAUGCACCCAAACAAUCUAUAGUAUGAAUAAAUCAUGAAGAACGCAAAUACUUGUUUACUAUCAAUCAACUGAUUGUUGCCAUAACUAAAAUUGGCGAAAGUUUGUAGGGAGACGAUAUGACAACGUUUUCAUGGCCACUUAAAGAGUACAAGAGGAAAAAUUCAUUAUACUGCAGAUUUAGCCGCUAGUUUGCCAAAACCUGUCGAUUCGGAAUCAGCCGUUUUAAUAUGAAGCAAUCCACUCUCAUUUAGAGCUAUUAUAUUAUCUGUAUGAAUAUACGCGAAUCAUUUAUAAAGCAAUUUUCCGGCCCAAGUCCAAAGUGGACAAAAUACUAUGUUCAUGUGCAGUCAAAGACAUCUUUUGGUGGUACUUUCGCGUAGUAAGAUUAGUAAGUUUUUAAUUAGUUUACUUGCAGAAAAAUGAUUAACAAAACACUGACGAUUUCUGACAAUUCAAAAACGAGCAAUAUGGUAAAUAAUUUCAUAACAAUAAUAACUGACAACUCUUUGGAACGUAGCUAGGAUUUUCCGGUGUUAUUGCGUAUUAAUAUACCGUAUACGAUAAUUAGCUGAAUUAUAAUCGAUGUAAUCUACACAGUGGCAAUUCACCACGAUGCGUUUAUCACGCUGUACAUGAGUGAAAUGAUUUUUAAUAGACCAAAUUCGAUACAUUAAAAUUCAUACCUGGCCCCGAGGCUUGGGGAAAUAAAACAAAAGAAAUCAUCUUGAGGCUCAGCAAUGAAUAACAUAUUUAACAUUUUGUUUUAUACCCCAAACCUUAGAGCCAAGUAUGAAUUUCAAUAUAUCGAUGGCUAGUAUCAGUGCAAUGAGCGUUCCAAUUCGGCGGUGAUGUUCUCUGGCGCCUUUUUAUUGUGCCUUGAUCAGUUUUAUUUUGCAUUUUUUUCGUAAAUGUUUCUUUAUUCUUUUCCUUCCCUUCAAAAAUAAAGCCUUUAGGUAUAUGUGGCCAUUUAUUUCGAAUCAUUUGCAGCUUAGCAGCUGUUCUGCUUUCUUAUGGUACUUGAAUCUGGUUGUUUUCGUCAGUAAAAUUACGUACUGAGCCAAACAUAGAAGGAAUGACGCACUCUAGGGCUUGAGAUAAAUUUAGAAUGAAUAAAAAGGGAAAAAUACUAAAUCGUGAAAGAGGAAAAGCAUAAGUACAAGAUCAACUGAAAAAAAGAAUAUCAGCUGAUAGUUCUUGCCCUUUUCACAUGCACUGCAGUGGCGGAUCCAGGGGAGGGGCCCGGGUCCUAAUUCUUAGACCAAACUGAGGCCCAAAGAUGCGAAAACAAUAUUUUUGGAGACCGGGCCCGCCAUUAUCUCAGAGUCUAGAUGACCGCCCCCCCCCCCCCCCCCCCCCCCCCCCACCACCCGGAGCGUCCCCCCCCUCCCUAUCUAAAAAAUCUUCCCACCCACACACACAAACAAACCAUAUCACACAGACAACUAAAACCAACACUGAAAACAAAAAAAACAAACCACAGCAGGAGAAACACCCUAAAACAAAAAAAAAAAAAAAAACAAAAAAAAAAAAAUAGCGCUGGAGUUCUUGGCCCUUUUCCACGCGCUGGGGGGGGGGGGCCCGGGGGGGGGCCCGGGGCCUAAUUUUUAAACCAAAAAGAGGGCCAAAAGAGGGAAAAAAAAAUUUUUGGGGCCCGGGCCCCCCCAUUUUCCCGGGUCUCAAUGACCCCCCCCCCCCCCCCCCCCCUUCUGAAGACCUGAGGUUCGCGAGCUUCAUUUCUUAAAAUCAUAAUUCCUCAACAUAAGCCACAAAAUCACGCUUUUCUGAAAAUGUAACGCUUACUGAGGUACAAAGAAAAAAAACCGUUGGGCGGACAAGACCCAUCUGGAGGUGACGUUUUCAAAAAUCCGGCUAGAAAUAAAUAAUGAAGAAUAAUAAUAAGAAAAACGCUCUUUGGAGCUACGAUUUUCGGGCGACAGUGUUUAUCAUGCCGUUAAAGAUAAAUUCUUGGCUGCAGUAAGAAUAUUCAAAUGUAAUUUUCUACUGUCAUUUUUCGUUUAAAUUUUUAAGUGAUUCGUUUCCUCCAUUCAACAGCAAAGGUGUUGGGUGUGUGGAAAUUAUUUUAACAUUUGAAUCGAUCCGUUGCAGCGUGGCAGCUGUUGUUUCCUAAGCUCUUAAAACCUAGUUGUUUUCUUACAAUUGAGAAGCGACAGAAACGUCAAAUGUCUCAACUUCGGCACUGAGACAGAAAUACCAUGAAUACAGGAGAAAUACUGAAUCGCGAAAGAGGAAAAGCGUAAGAAGUUGCUUUAGUGUAAACUGAACAACUCAGUGACCAGAGGUAUCAGCCCAGUGAAGAUGAUUUACUUCGAAGUAAAGAGGAGUAAUCAAUCAGCAAGACCUGACUUAGUCCACGAGCUUAUUUCUUAGCAUCUUUCCUGAGCAAAAGCCGUAAAAUCACGGUUUUAUGAGAAUGUAACGCUUACUGAGAUACAAAGUCUUGAGGGAGCUCGAACUGGGAAUAGGCCUUUUCAUCGAAACCCGACCAAGGAACAACAGUUAUCAUAAUGGCGCGAAACGGGGAAGAACAAGGAGCCUCGAACUUUUCCAACAACACGAAGUCAGUAACUUCUUGCUCGACAAACGGACUAAUUGAGGGUAUUGACGUAUAUGACAUCACUUCUCCUUGGAUUCAGGCGGCCUUUGCAUCUAUAACCGCUCCCAUUGCAUUUCUUUUGAACGCAAUGAUAAUCCUAGCAGUAAAGCAAAGGAGGGAACUGCAGAGACUUUCCAAUAUCCUCAUAACAAGUAUGGCAGUUGCGGACCUUCUCAUAGGUGGUAUAGGCGUCCCGUUAUCUGUUUUAGUUGGACUAUUACUUCCCUAUCAAAUACUGACAGUCCAGCAUUAUUGUUUGAUAAACUUGGUUGCUUAUAUGCUGAUGUGCAGUUCGUCAUUUUGCUCUCUUAUCCAUCUGACAAUGAUUGCAUGGGAGCGGUACAUAGCUAUACGAAGAUGGGCCGAUUACAAAACUAUAGUGACUAGAAGCCGCCUAAAAAAGAUGGCGAUAGUAGCAUGGGUUAUAGCGGUAGUAGCUCAAUGCUUUCAAUAUGUCAUCAGGGAAAUAAUGACGGCAUUGGUUGGAGAGGAUACAACGACUCUGGCUUUAGCCAACACCAUCCUUAGCAUCGGUUGGGGUGUUUUGAUAGCGUGUAUCCUAGUUCUGAUUGUGUUUUUUUACAUUAUGAUCUACCUUGGGGUUCGCAAACGCAAGUUAAAUCAAAUUCACCAAGUCAAGGCGUUGAUACAAGCAAAACUCGAAAACAGAGUUGCAAUGACGACUGCUGUGGUUACCAUAGCCCUGAUUCUUUCUUUCUUCCCGGGUGUGAUUGUCAUCAUAUUGGAAGAAUUUUAUCCAGCCCUUCAUACACGCUUUGCCUGGAAGUUAUCGGAUUCACUUCUCAAAAUUUUUAAAUUCUUUAGUUAAUCCUUUAAGUUACUGCUACAGAGACCGCCGUUUUAGGAACGCUGUGCUCGAGAUGCUACGGAUAAGAACACCAACAACUGUCAGUGCAACAGAGGCGGUGAAAUUCGUCAAACGAAAAAAUUCACUUGAUCCAGGGAACGUAAGUUUACAGAAAAAAGAAGAAAACCCUGUUCGUUUAGCAAGAUCUGCGUCCUGUGAUUUAGUCCUGUUUAGCUUCAAUCAAACCUUUAACAAGUCUCGCAACGCGUCGCUCAAACGAACCAUGUCAGCUCCGUCGCUUCCAAAAGACUAUAAUUCAGCCAAUGUAAAGAUACAAAAGGUAGAGAACUGGCCUAUUUGUUUGCCAAGAUCUGCAUCCUGUGAUUGAGACCCGUUCAACUUCAACCCGUUCAACGCGUCGCUCAAAAGAACCAUGCCAGCUCUCUCUCUCCCUUACUGACUGACACGUGUACAAGUACAGUGAUCCAUAGAAUAUUAAAAGUGUUCGAAACGGAGAUGCGAGAAACAUGACGAUCAAAAACAGUAUCCCCCACCAAAAAUAAUGAUUAAAAAUAACAAAUAACAACUUAGUAGUUAAAAGAAAUUACGUAGCACUCGGCGGCGAUAUCGGCUGGAUAAUGACUUUGGCAUACUCAGAGAGCCACAUUCGCGCAUUUGUGCUUUUGUGUUUUCACGUUAAUUUCUUGGCAACUGAGUCAAUCAGAUUUCCUGGAAUAACAGCCGUCCCUUUAUCAAUGCCCUCCCCACCCCUCUCGCCAUCUUCUCUUUCUUUUAUCCCCUCCCUGUCAAGUUGAGAGUGGAAUCCGAUCCAGCAAAACUGACCAGUGACGAUUCAAGCUCUGAUACCGAGGAUAUUGACAUUGAAAAUUUAUCAAGUAACCAAAUUUGGAACACUUAA